Oreochromis niloticus (Nile tilapia) is the source of this 2363-nucleotide messenger RNA. RefSeq names its product chemokine (C-C motif) receptor 6b (gene ccr6b). NCBI's taxonomy places the organism in Eukaryota, Metazoa, Chordata, Actinopteri, Cichliformes, Cichlidae. Gene Ontology annotation, biological process: positive regulation of cytosolic calcium ion concentration; cell chemotaxis; immune response. The record is from RefSeq and is a predicted model, not a curated record. Gene Ontology annotation, cellular component: external side of plasma membrane; membrane. Bases 927 to 2030 code for a protein of 367 amino acids. The transcript is spliced from 2 exons. Gene Ontology annotation, molecular function: C-C chemokine receptor activity; C-C chemokine binding.
UAUUUGUACAUUUACCUGUUUUCCACUAAUAAUGCUGUUAAUAAAUAACUAGUAAAAAUCCUAGAAAUGCUUUUUAGAUUUCCUGUGUGUGGGAUCAUUGUUCUGUUGAUUGCUUGGUCCCAGUCUGGUCCCAGUGUGGUCCCAGUUGUAGCUGUGGAACAGACGACCUCACAGAUGAGUAAAGAAUACUUUGAUGUAAACAGCAUUUAUGACUCACUCAGCGACUGCAAGGGGCCCAAAUCACCAGGCCUGGUGCUGCAAACAUCUCCACGCUGAAUUUCGUUCUUGCUGUGUUUGAUAAAGGAUUCAUUUCAUGAUUCCCUGAUAUGUAAAAACCUCAGAAUAGAGGAAAGGUGUACUUUAUUCUUACUAUUACUGUAACAAACCACUGUCACUGGUGUUACUGUAACAGUGCGGUGUAUGGGGCACACAGAUGUGAGAGUGACACUAAAUGCGAAUAUUGUGGGUUCUCCUUCCAAAUCACAUCUAGGUCGCGUUUAUUUAGCUAAUGUAUCUCAUAACUCUAAAGUUGUUGUUUGUUUGUUUUAAGGCAACAAAUUAUCAUUUUUAAAUACAGCCAGCUAAUCAAAUGUUAGUUUCCCACAAAAAAGAGAAAUUCUUUGUGUCAGACGUGACCUUUGCGGGGGCAGGUAAAGAAAGGACGUCCCCACGCGGCUGGUGACGGCUUUGCUGAUCAAACCAUCAGAUAAGGAAGCUCCGUGUGAGCGUGAAGAUCAGAGCAGCUUUUUACAGUCAGCGAGCCUGAGAGAACGUGGCUUCGACUGCGCCUGCUUUGAGGUUUUGUUCUUUGUGGUGCCAUCACCCUCUGUGUACCCACACAGAGCGAGGAGCUGCUAAAGAGCUGCCGCUCUGUCAGGAGUCAGAAAAACAUCGGCUCAGGGAGAACGCUCUGCAAGGUCCCAAACAUGACGGAGAGUCCUGCAAACGCGACAUUCGGUGACUAUGACAACGGUACUGAGACAUAUAUCGAUGACGACGGCUUCUGCAUCAUGGAUCCGGACCCCAGUGAGGUCAUCGCCCAGACUUUGAUCCACUCCAUCAUCUGUGGAUUCGGCCUGAUUGGCAACGUCCUGGUGAUGGUGACUUACAUCUUCUACAAGAGAACCAAGACCAUGACGGACGUCUACCUCUUCAACGUGGCCGUGGCCGACCUGAUCUUCGUGGCUACGCUUCCGUUCGUCAUAUACAACGAGCAGCACGAUUGGUCGAUGGGCAGGGCGGCCUGUAAGGUGCUCCGGUCGUCCUACAGCAUUAACCUCUACAGCGGCAUGCUGCUGCUCGCCUGCAUCAGCUGCGAUCGGUACAUCGCGAUUGUUCGGGCGACGCGCUCCUUUGGGGCGCGCUCCCGCGCCCUCGUCUACAGCCGCCUGAUCUGCUCGGCUGUUUGGGUGUUUGCGGUGGCGUUAACUCUGCCCACGCUCAUCUACACCGAACGCUCUAAAGAGAACUUCCUGGGGUCUGACCGCGUCACCGUGAUGUGUCAGAUGUCUUUCAACCAGACUGAAACUGCGGCGCUCGUGAAGCUGCUGGUACCCAGCCUCCAGAUGGCCGUUGGCUUCCUGCUGCCACUGUGCGUGAUGGCGUUCUGCUACUCCUGCAUCAUCUACACGCUGCUGAGGGCGCAGAGCAACCAGCGGCACAAGGCCAUCCGGGUGGUGUUGGCGGUCGUUGUGGUCUUCAUUGUCUGCCAUCUUCCGUACAACGUGACCCUGCUGAUCCACACGCUGUCUCUGUUCAAGCAGAGGAGCUGCGACGCAGAGAAGCUCAAACUCAAAUUUCUCAACAUCUGCAGGACCGUCGCAUACCUGCACUGCUGUCUCAAUCCCUUCCUCUACGCCUUCGUCGGGGUCAAGUUCAGGAACCACUUCCGCCAGAUCAUGCUGGACCUCUGGUGCUUCAGCAAAAGGUACAUCUACACCGCUCGCUUGUCACGUGGCACGUCCGAGAUCUGCAUGUCAGGGCUGAAGUCGUCGGAAGGCUCCAACAACAUGUCGUCAUUCAGCGCGUAACACUUGAGCUAUGAAGGGAAAUCAGUCCGGCGCUCAUCUCAAGCUUUGCUGUGAAACUGUGCUUUAAUAAUAGAGACUGUGAGAUGUUCUCAUCUAACUGCAUCCAGUUUAUAUGACACAAAACUGGACAUUUUUCAUUCACAGGUGUAUAAAGUCCAACACUUGUCCACAGAAACACAGGUGACCACAGCAGCUUAUUAAAACUAUAAGCACAGCAGCAGAAUCUCACACUUUGACUUCACGUAUUGUUCUUGUGAUUUAGAAGUAACUGUGUCAUGCAGGUUGCUAACUGUACUCUUUGCUAAUGAAGUUUGAUGCUAUAGAUUGCAUCUC